This is a messenger RNA of Oncorhynchus tshawytscha (Chinook salmon), 1264 nucleotides long. Its product is annotated as beta-1,3-galactosyl-O-glycosyl-glycoprotein beta-1,6-N-acetylglucosaminyltransferase-like. The record is from RefSeq and is a predicted model, not a curated record. Gene Ontology annotation, molecular function: beta-1,3-galactosyl-O-glycosyl-glycoprotein beta-1,6-N-acetylglucosaminyltransferase activity. Gene Ontology annotation, cellular component: membrane. Lineage: Eukaryota; Metazoa; Chordata; Actinopteri; Salmoniformes; Salmonidae.
CUGAACAGUUGAUGUUGAGAUGUGUCUGUUACUUGAACUCUGUGAAGCAGUUAUUUGGGACGCCGAUCACAUCCCGCAGGAUGACAGUGUCUGCAGCGCCAACCUGCAAGGCAACAAGAUGGUCAUCGAGCCGGCUAAGGUCCUGUCCAUUUCACGCAGCUUCCUCAACAGCACGUGGGUCCCAGACGAGCACUACCUGGAGCUGACCCAGGACUAUCAGAGGUUCAGUUCUACGCGCAAGUUACUGGAGUACCCACUGAGUUGUGAGGAAGAAUACUUCCCCCUGGCCUUCUCGCUGGUUGUCCACCACAAGGUUGAGAACUUUGAGAGGCUGCUUAGAGGCAUCUACGCCCCCCAAAACUUUUACUGCGUCCAUGUGGAUAUAAAGGCCAAAGCGUCCUUCCUUGCUUCCAUCAUAGCCAUCACAUCCUGCUUUGAAAAUGUGUUCUUGGCCAGCCAUCCGGUCAGUGUGGUGUACGCGAGCUGGAGCCAUGUCCAGGCUGACAUCAACUGUAUAAGUGAUCUGUACAGGGCUAGUUCACACUGGAAGUAUUUCAUUAACCUCUGUGGCCAGGACUUCCCCAUCAAGACCAACCUGGAGAUGGUGCGCAGCCUGUGGGCGCUGGCAGGGGACAACAGCAUGGAGUCGGAGGCCAGGCCCAGAGGUAAGAAGUCGCGCUGGAAGAAAGUGCAUCAGGUUGUUGAUGGCAAACUUCAAAGAACAGAGCAGAACAAAGCUCCUCCGCCCUUUGGUAUACCCAUCUUGUCAGUUGGGGCAUACAUUGUGGUGAAUAGGGGCUUUGUGCGUGCUGCGCUGGAGGACAGCAAGGUGUUGGCUCUUAUUCGGUGGGAUAAUGAGACUUGGAGUCCUGAUGAGUUCCUGUGGGCCACCAUCCAGAGGCUUCCUGGCGUGCCCGGCUCCAUGCGCCCCAAGUUAGACAUGACGGACAUGCAUGCCCUUGCCAGGCUGGUGAAGUGGCCGUGGUAUAGGGGUAUCUAUGUUAAAGUGAUGUGUGUAUAUGGGGCCGGAGACCUGCAGUGGAUGCUGCAGCAGCACCACCUCUUUGCCAACAAGUUUGACACGGACCCCAUUGCUAUCAGACGUCUGGAGGAGCACCUUAAGCAUAAGGCCCUGGCAGAAAUAUACUAACGCAAAUGACUUUGUGUGCUCAAAGUUUCUAACCUGUAUUUGUGAUCUCUGGGAUCCAACUCAAAUGGAACUUUUAUGGCACCAUCUCUGUUUUAUCCAUCUAAAGAUCAUCCU